UAAUAACACCAUUAAACACUCUCUUCUACUUAAUUUGUGUGAAGUGAAUUACAAUGGCAGGAGGAGGACGUCCAACACUCAUGCUCACUUUUUUCUUGAUUGCUCUCUUUGUUAUCACUACUGUUAAUCUGACGAAGAUGGAAGUGAUGGCAUUACGAGAAAUACCGCAGCAGAUUGCAGUGAUAAAGAGAAAUAUGUUUUCACUAACAGGUGCAUGUACAGAUCAUUGCAAUAAAGAUAGUGAUUGCAGUGAAAGUUAUUACUGUCGCCAAUGUGUAUAUGGAGUAGUCUUUGCAUAUGGCGUAUGCCUCUGACCAUCUUACUACUUCUGGUCAAUUAAGGUUAUUAUUGGACUAUCCUUGGAACUUGAAAUUACCCAACCAUAUAUAUAUGGUUUGCUGAAAAUAGCUGUUAAAACGCAUGUUUGUGUGUCCUUUAAGCAUUCCUUAUGUUAGUUGUUUCUACUACUUGUUUUUCAACUUUGUAUAAUAAAAGUGACCAAUCAGUUUUCUAGAAGAAAGCUACUAUGAUUGGUCACAUUUGUGAGUUUGGCUUGUGACUGUAUCUACUAUGAAAUGCAUUAAUUAGCUUGAUCUAAUUUUUA
Nicotiana tabacum (common tobacco) is the source of this 604-nucleotide messenger RNA. NCBI's taxonomy places the organism in Eukaryota, Viridiplantae, Streptophyta, Magnoliopsida, Solanales, Solanaceae. The record is from RefSeq and is a predicted model, not a curated record.